GGGCGGCGGGAGGAGCGGCAGCGGCCAGACAGCCCAGCUCCACGAAGGCUCUCGGCGCGCCGCGGCCCGCAGGCACCCGGCACGCGCCCGCCCCGCCGCCACGAUGCCCAAGAGCAAGGUCAGCUCCGCCGAGGGGGCGGCGAAGGAGGAGCCCAAGAGGAGAUCGGCGAGGUUGUCAGCUAAACCGGCUCCCGCAAAAGUGGAGACGAAGCCAAAACAGGCGGCGGGAAAGGAUAAAUCUUCAGACAAAAAAGUGCAAACAAAAGGGAAAAGGGGAGCAAAGGGAAAACAGGCCGAAGUGGCUAACCAAAAGGCUAAAGAAGACUUACCUGCAGAAAACGGAGAAACUAAAAACGAGGAGAGCCCAGCCUCUGAUGAAGCAGGAGAGAAAGAAGCCAAGUCGGAUUAAUAUCACACACCUGGUCCUCAGUGGUCCCUGUCUCCCUUCUUGUACAAUCCAGAGGAAUAUUUUUAUCAACUAUUUUGUAAAUGCAAGUUUUUUAGUAGCUCUAGAAACAUUUUUAAAAAUAAGGAGGGAAUCCCACCUCAUCCCAUUUUUUAAGUGUAAAUGCUUUUUUUUAAGAGGUGAAAUCAUUUGCUGGUUGUUUAUUUUUUGGUACAACCAGAAGAUAGUGGGAUAUUGAAUAUGGGAGGCUUUGAUUGUCUUGGGUGUCAGCUUAACAUUCCAUAGAU
Hippopotamus amphibius kiboko is the source of this 693-nucleotide messenger RNA. Its product is annotated as non-histone chromosomal protein HMG-14-like. Bases 104 to 409 code for a protein of 101 amino acids. Gene Ontology annotation, biological process: chromatin organization. The transcript has a single exon. Gene Ontology annotation, cellular component: nucleus; chromatin. Gene Ontology annotation, molecular function: nucleosomal DNA binding. Lineage: Eukaryota; Metazoa; Chordata; Mammalia; Artiodactyla; Hippopotamidae. The record is from RefSeq and is a predicted model, not a curated record.